Molecule: messenger RNA, 1701 nt
Organism: Pichia kudriavzevii
Lineage: Eukaryota; Fungi; Ascomycota; Pichiomycetes; Pichiales; Pichiaceae
Exons: 1
Coding region: 1-1701 (566 amino acids)
Biological process (GO): carbohydrate transport; transmembrane transport
Cellular component (GO): plasma membrane
Molecular function (GO): carbohydrate:proton symporter activity
Source: RefSeq, a predicted model, not a curated record
AUGCCCGUUCUAAGAAAAUGUCAUCCAACAGUAUUUGAUAUGGAGUCAAUAGUAUCAUCAAUCUAUUCUAAAACCAGUAAUGGGACUCCUUAUAUUAAAAAAGAGGCUUUUGCUAAAAACGUGGAUAAUAUAGUAACCACCAACAGUAUUUUAGUUUCUGAAGAAGAAAAUGAAGACAAAAAUAAUAAAAACUCAUUCUGCCUAUUAGCACAAUACAAGCUUGUUGCAACAUUAUGUUUACUUGUUGCAUUUGGUGGUUUUAUUUUUGGAUGGGAUACAGGUACCAUCUCCGGUUUUGUUCAAAUGCCAAGUUUUAAGAACCUGUUUGGCACUUACAAUGAAUUUACAGGAGUCUAUGAAUUCACAAACUCACGUGUUGGUUUGAUUAUCUCAAUAUUCAACCUUGGAUGUGCAUUGGGCGGUGUUACUUUGGCGAAGCUUGGCGAUAAGCUCGGCAGAAAACGAGGACUCAUGGCUGUUAUAGUUGUUUACAUUAUUGGUAUUGUCACUCAAAUUUCUGCUAUGCACUGGCUUCAAUUUAUGAGUGGCAGGAUUGUUUCAGGUCUUGCGGUCGGUGCUGUUUCUGUUUUGUCACCAAUGUUUAUAGCCGAAACUUCACCAUCCAAAAUUAGGGGCAUUUUGGUUUCUUGCUACCAAUUGCUGAUUACACUAGGCAUUUUGUUAGGUUAUAUUACUACGUUUGGUACGGUACAUACUUUUAGUGACACUAGACAAUGGAGGAUUCCACUAGGUUUAUGUUUUGUUUGGGCUAUAAUUUUGUUUGGUGGUAUGGUUUUUCUGCCGGAGUCCCCAAGGUUCUUGAUUGAGAAGGAGAGAAUGGCGGAAGCAACGGAAUCAAUUGCCAGAGUUAACAGCUUGGAAGUCAGUGAUACAAGGGUAAUUGCUGAGUUGUAUGAAAUUAGCGUUGGUAUCAAAAAACAGCGGGAAGCAGGUGAAGCUUCAUGGUCUGAAUUGGUAUUUGGCAAACCACAUAUAUUGACACGGCUGAUGAUUGGUGUUUCAUUACAAUCAUUUCAACAGCUUACAGGUAACAACUAUUUCUUCUAUUACGGUACAACCAUAUUCCAAUCUGUGGGACUAGAAGAUUCGUUUCUCACAUCUAUUAUCCUUGGUGCAGUCAAUUUUGGAUCAACUUUUGUUGCGCUUUAUGUGGUUGGCCGCAUUGGCAGAAGAACAAAUUUGAUUACAGGAUCUCUUGGUAUGGCCAUCUGUUUAUUGAUAUUUGCAGUGAUUGGAUCAACCAUUCUCUACCCAAACGGAUAUGGUAUGCCGAUAAACAGACUUGCAGGCAUUGGACUGGUUGUACUAACAUGUAUUUUUAUCUUUCUGUUUGCAAUUACUUGGGCUCCUGGCGCUUUCAUUGUAGUCUCCGAGACCUAUCCAUUGCGUAUUCGAAGCAGGGGGAUGGCAAUUGCAACGGCAGCAAACUGGGUAUGGGGGUUCCUCAUCGCAUUUUUCACACCUGCAAUUACAUCACAUAUCAGGUUUGCCUAUGGAUUUGUAUUCUUUGGUGCUACUGUUGUAGGUGGGUUCUUUGUUUACUUUAUGGUUCCAGAAACUGAAAAUUUGUCAUUGGAGGAAGUAGAUGUGUUGUAUCGCUAUUAUCAACCAUUCAAUGCCAGGAAUGCAAGAAAAACCAUUCAAUGUUUUCAUGGUGAAGAGAAACAUAUGGGGCCUUGA